Messenger RNA from Portunus trituberculatus (swimming crab), 1724 nucleotides. RefSeq lists its product as uncharacterized. The record is from RefSeq and is a predicted model, not a curated record. The coding region runs from base 1108 to 1497 and encodes 129 amino acids. The transcript is spliced from 3 exons. Lineage: Eukaryota; Metazoa; Arthropoda; Malacostraca; Decapoda; Portunidae.
GCUCUAGUAACAGAUUAACAAGACUUCGUUAUCUUUAACUAAAAAAAUAAAUAAAUAAAUAAACUUCAAAUCCUCGUAACAUUCACUAUUACUUGCAUUGCCACGCUUCGCUGGUGUAGUGUGAACAAAGAUAGGAGAUUUUUGAGAGGUUUAAGGAAGGCUGGGAUGGAGUUUGAGUUAUGAUUUGCUCGUGUGUGUAGUUAGUGAGUCAAUUUGAUGGAUAUUUAGUUAGAUUGUGAGUUAAAUAGUUCAAUAAUUACUUGAUUAUUCAGUGUGUUUGAAAGGUUUAAGAAAUAUUGGGCUGGAGUUUGUAUGGUGAUUGGUUUUGUGUAGUUGUUUAGUUAUGUUGGUAGUUUAUUAGUUGCUUUGCUGUUAAUGAUUAGAUUCAGUCAGUUAGUUCGUUAGUGAGUUGGAACUCCCUACUUGCUUCGGCAUGUCCAUCUUCCUAUGACCUGAUCUCAUUUAUGAGGGAGGUUUCAAGACAUUUAUCCCUUUCUCUUUGACUAACUCCUUCGGUCCUGCACGGCGACUGGCAACUAUCAAGGGUUUUUUUUUUUUUCUAACUCUUUCUAAUGCUCGUGUGUGUGUGUGUGCUGUCAAAAUGCUCCCACUUGGUUCGCCAGCAAUCCAUUUAUUUCGGUCAGGUUUGUCGUCGCUGGCUCUUUCCUUGAUAGUACAUGAACUUUGAAUGUGGAUAAAAUAAGAUGCACCGACUGAAUGUCGAUAAAGUAAGAUGCACUGACAACUGAUAAAAUUCAACAUCAAUGCAUAAAAAGGUAGUGCAGGAAUAACGAGAAAAGGAACUCUACCCCCACCCCGCCCCAAGAAAUUACAUCCGGCUCCAACCAGUGAGUCGAAACUUUGAAGCAAUGACUCCUUGAGUGUCGGACCGCCAGCAAAGAUGCAGGGGGGCUUAGGACGGCCGUUGUAGUGAAUGCAAGGUGAAUGGAGACGCCCCAGGGAGAUUUGAUGGACAUCAUGCCCGAUACAUCUCUCCAGUCACCACGCUACCACUGACCUCUCGAGUCUACGCAGCCCAGUGUCCGUCUCUGCCUUGUCUUCGGGUGUGACGUGAAACGGCAACGGGGAGCUUGACCUACGUGACGGAUGUUUUUCGUGUGGCGGAGUGACGUGCAGCUGCUGUGGAGCCUAGCGGAGCACGCCACGGGAAUUGGCGGUCCAAAGAAUCUACAGCGAUCCCGUGACUCCUGCACCCUCAGGGAGGGAAUCUGGCUUCGCACGGCCUUCACUGACCCCUUCCCCCUUCCACCGCUACCGUCGCCGUUACUGCCACUGUGGGACUCUGCCUCGCAGCGCAUCCCAGCGGCCCGGCAAACCCCUGCUACUACCACCGCCAUCCCCUCCGCUUCCGCCGUCGUCCAGCGAGGGAUUCAGCUUAGAAUCGCACACCUGCCGCCGCAGCAGCAGCAGCAGCAAGGAUUCUGCAUGGCACCUUUGACCUGCGCUGCUAUCACCUACUACUACUGGUACUCCUAGUGGUGUGGUGGUAGUGUUGGUGGCCAGGGAGGGAAGAGUUGCGUGGCAGUCGGUCUUCCCUCACUCUGUGGGUGGUAGAUGUAUUUAGACAGGUGUGGUGUUGUGGUGCCAUUAUUCUAUUGUAAUAAAUUGUGGUGCCUUUAUUCUAUUGUAAUAAACUGUCUUCACUGCUUCAUUGUCACUAUACUGAAAGCUUUUGUCACUACUGAAUAAAUUGUGAAGAAAUC